CCAAAUCGUACAAGUAGUUGAUGAAAGUCAAAGCUGAUGACAGCAUUGACCCGCCUUCCUCCUCUUUCAACCUUGCAUGAACGGUCACACUCGAUCGUUCGGUUGGUAGGAUGGUGUUCCAAUCUGUUAUUGCAAAGAUGGUGUAAGAGCGUUCGGGUUGAAGGUUUGGAACGUUUGGUGAAUGUUAUCAAAGAUGAAAAGAGAGUAGCGCAAAAGAGAGGUGUCCUUACGUACGCCAAUCACAUUAGUGUUCUGGACGAUCCAACUCUUUUUGGAAGCUUACCUACUGAAUUGUAUCAACGGUCAAACACGACAAGAUGGACAAUGGGCGCAAGUGAUAUCAUGUUCACAAAUUCAUUCAAUGCUUACAUCUUUCGUUCCGGUCAAGUCUUACCGACAGAUCGUGGUCGUGGAGUCUUUCAACCAGCUUUAGAUCAUAGCAUCGAUUUAUUGCAAAAUGGAGGUUGGGUUCACAUCUUUCCCGAAGGAUAUGUGAAUAUGUCACGUCAAGCAAGGGUAAGAAGAUUCAAGUGGGGAAUAGGAAGAAUGUUGUUAGAGACUGGUUUAGGACUUUCGAAACAGCUACCGGUCAUUCUUCCCAUUUGGAUCACAGGCUUGGAUGGAAUGAUGCCAGAACCGCGUGGAAAUCCGAGGUGGAUGCCACGUCCUGGUGCAGAAGUCACGAUCACAUUUGGACAUCCGAUCAAUGAUUCGAUUGAACCAAUCACUGAACGGGCCAGAGAAUUCGCAUUAUCCAACGAAGGAAGCGUUGGAGAAAAGGCUCGUUCCAGUAAUACACUCCUUCGCUCAUUGGAGGAAAAGAUGGAAGGCGUCGAAACAUUAGCGCAAGCCUAUCCGAUCCCUGGAAAGACGCUCUUCUCCCCUACCACACCAUUGGCUCCACCACCUGGUGGUGUAUCAUGGCCUCUGCCUUUGGAAGACUCUAGAUCGUACAAUGCAAUACAAGCAGGCUUUGAUUCGGAUCAAGCACGUAUUGCACGAAGUUUCAUCUGUGCCGAACUACGUGCGCAUCUCGUCAGACUAGGCGAACAAACUGGAAUGUCAAAGGACUUGGUUCAUCGUUUGAUGGCGGAAGAGGAAUAAUAGAAUGCUUAUAGAAUUGCCAAUUUAUAGAGGAGAUUAAUGUGUAAAGUAUAAUUUGCUAUGUAAUACAA
Messenger RNA from Meira miltonrushii, 1175 nucleotides. RefSeq lists its product as uncharacterized. Gene Ontology annotation, molecular function: 1-acylglycerophosphocholine O-acyltransferase activity. The transcript has a single exon. The coding region runs from base 37 to 1104 and encodes 355 amino acids. Gene Ontology annotation, cellular component: mitochondrial membrane. Gene Ontology annotation, biological process: inner mitochondrial membrane organization; cardiolipin acyl-chain remodeling. Lineage: Eukaryota; Fungi; Basidiomycota; Exobasidiomycetes; Exobasidiales; Brachybasidiaceae. The record is from RefSeq and is a predicted model, not a curated record.